AUGCCCUGGCGGCCGUUGCCUCGCAUUGCCUUUGCCGUCGCCAUCUACCCCUUCCAGCCCGCCGAGCCCGCGGACUUGCCCCUCGAGCUUGGCGACGAGCUCUAUAUUAUCGAACAGGGAGGCGUCGAUGGCGAGUGGUUUAGGGGAUACCUGGUUGCGCCCCCGUCGCUGCUCGCCGGCUUGACUUCGGGCGAAGGUCAGACUCUUGAGGCUCGCGUCUUCUCCGGCAUUUUCCCCCGCAACUGCGUCGAGAUCCGCGAGGUUCUAGGCGACAGCGAUAAUACUUCAAAGGCUUUACAGCAGCAGCAGCAGCAGCAACAGCAACAAAACUACAAUUAUACUAACCAGAAUCAUGUCAAUGGCGAUCGUCUUGCCAUUGAUGGAUCUUCCGCUGAUCAGCGCGCCAGUGGUGCCUAUUCCCAGGGUACGGCCGAUGAGGACUCCCACGAGGUGACCGACGUCGUCAUCGCGAAAAAGGGCAAACCCGCCCAGAUCUUCAUUCAUACCAGGCCCGAUGACGCCGAGCAACAGCAGCAGCUGCUGCUGCAGCAGCACCAACAGUCGUAUCAUACGCCCCUAUCCACUGCGACGGGCACGAUGGCGACAACAACCUCGGUCGCCCUCCCGCUGACCCCCAUCACCGUCUCGCCGCGCGACCCAGACGCGCCCAAACCCGCCGCCCCCGUGCCCAUGCUCAAGAUCGGUGACGAGUCGCCCACGUCGCUUGCCGAGCCCCUCGUCGAUGAGAUUGCCUCCUGUCUGCGCGAGUGGCACUCCACUAAACUGCACGAGCUGCUGCUGGGCCGCCAGUACGCCCGGCUCGAGGAGAUGACCAACCUCGUUCUCGAGCUCGAUCUCGCCCGCCGCCAGUUACUCCACGACGUCCUGACCUCCCAAGAGAAAGCCGCCCUGCGCGAUGAGGUCGUCUGGAAGCUCGUUCGCGGGAACAAGAUGCUCGGUGACGGCGUCAUCGUCCGCGACCCCCAGCAGAAUGGCCGCCUGCUCACCGGCGACGACUCCGCCCUCCUCCUCACCAAGCUCCAGUCCGAGAUGAGCAUGCUCGAUACCCAGCCCUCCGCCCAACUCGACGCCGCCAUCCUCCACCAUCUCCUGCUCGAGGUCAAUGCCGUCUCGGGUACCGCCCCGGGGCCCGUCACUCUGACCAUGCAAUUAUGCGCAUCCUCCCCUCUCACUGCCGCCGCUCAUUCCUCCACCUCCUCCUUCUCCUCGUCUUCCCCCCCAUUGAAACCCCUCUCCGAGCCCUACAUUCUUGACAUCCCCUCCCCCGACAAGUUCUCCAGCACCGGCCACAGCAGCAAGCUCAAGACCCUCUUCACCGAACUCGCCGCCACCGACAUAGGUGACGGCUCCCCCACCGGACCCCAGCUCUACCUGGUUGUCAAGGUGCAAGCCCCCGACGUUGUCGCCAUCAACACCCCAUCCAUACUACCGCGCACCUCCACCUCCCGCGAAAUAACUUCCCCCCCGGCUGCUGCCGCUGCCGCUGCUGCUGCUGCUGCCGCCGGCGGCAAGUCGCCUCCGCCACUCCAGUCGUCCGUCAAGGGGAGCCUCCGGACACGUCGCAGCAUGAUGUGGGCGCCCAAAUCUCGUGGUGCGACGGGUAGCGCCGACGGCAGUAUGACCAAUGCUAGAGAUUUCUCAUCCUCUUCGAGAGGGCCCCCCCUUUCGUCCGACAGUUCAACCAGCGCCACUGGCAGGGACGCCGUUGCUUCCAAAGACCCCAAACGCAUUCGGACGGUGGGCAUCGGUUUCUUGGAGAUCUCACAGCUCCUCAAGCAGGACAAAGAUGUCGAACAGGUUAUCAAUAUCUGGUCUCCGAGGGAAGACGGAAUAGGAUCGGUAGACGAUGGGGAAAGCCCCUCGGGCACAUUUGAGACGUUGCUUCACUCACUACUGCCCAGCACUACCGGCAGCUACAUGCGUUCUCGUCAGGCGGCGCGGAUCCAUCUCCACCUGCAUCCCUUUUCCAGCCCGGACGCGGAUACGCUGGUGCGCAAGAAUCCCACCAUCCUGCACAACGUCAUCCAGACCCGUCGCAUCGGCUUCUCCGAGGCGCCCACCAAGCCCCGGUCCGACAUCUACGUGACCCUCCACCAGGCCGUCUUCCCGCCUGAUGCGUUGCUGUCGCACCCUCAGGCGGGGCAACUCACGGUGCCCACCGCGUCGGGCUUGCAGCAUCUGCAGCUGACGCUGGAGGUCCGCAAUGCCUCGGGAAAUCGCAUCGAUCGGUGCAUCUGUCCCUCCUCAAACACCGCGACCCACACGGCAUGGCGCACGACGAUCGCCCGUCGGGGCACGCCCUGGCACCAGACCAUCUGUCUCAAGAUCCCCACCGACCAGAUCCCCGGCUGCCAUCUCAUCAUGAGCGUGGCCGACGCGCCGGAAUUCCCCUUUGCCCUCGCCUGGUUGCCUCUGUGGGACCAACGGGCCUUCAUCCGCGACGGGCCCCAUUCCCUCCUGCUGCACGCCUACGACAAACAUACCUCCAACAUCGAGCAGGGCGGCAAGGGCGCCUACCUCUCCCUCCCCUGGAGCGCCCUGGGGAAGAAUGAGUCCGCCAAGGACGAGGCCCUGACGGGCCCGCUGUCCACCCUGCGCCUCGAAACCCACCUCUGCAGCACCGAGUACUCCCAGGAUCAGAUCCUCCUGAGUCUGCUGAACUGGCGCGAGCGCCCCGUCGCCGAGGUGCUGGGGACGCUCCGGCGGGUGGUGUUUGUGCCCGAGAUUGAAAUCGUCACUCAGCUCCGUAGCGUCUUCGACGCGCUGUUCGGCAUCCUGGUCGAGAACGCCGGCAACGAGGAGUAUGAGGAUCUGGUCUUCAAUGACCUGGUCACCGUCUUGGGUAUCGUGCACGACCGCCGCUUCCACCUGGGCCCGCGCGUCGACCACUACGCCGACCAGCAGUUCAACUUCCCCUUCGCCACCCCGUGUCUCAUCCGCAGCUACCUCCGGCUGCUGCAGGCCACCACGCCGGACGCCCAACAGGCCCGCACCCUGCGUGCCGCCGUCAAGGUCGGACGCCAUCUGCUCAAGUUCAUCAUCAACGCCCGCGGCCAGCAGAAGGCCAAGGAGGAAGGCAUCGGCAUCACCAAGGUCCAGUCCACCUUCAACCGUGAUCUGCACACCAUCUUCAAGUCCUUCGAGGCCCUGAUGCGCAACCCGUCGCCCGCCAUGGUCGGCAGCAAGACCCUGGUCGUGCAACACUUUCACACCUGGCUGCCGCAGCUCGCCCAGGCCCUCGGCCGCGACGAGAUGAUCAUGAUCGCCCUCAGCUUCCUUGACGCCUGCAAGGACGUCAAGGGCAUGCUCGUCCUCUACAAGCUGGUCCUCAUCCAGAAUUACACCCAACUCGACCUGUUCGCCGCGGGACCGGAGGAGCGCCGCAGCCUGAUCACCAGCUGUAUCGGCUGGCUGGCUCCCUACUGGGGCGCCACGGGCACCGUCUCGGACCAGUACCGUGACCAGGUGCGCCUGUGCUGCGCCAUCAUCGCCCAACUGGUCCAGCAGCAGCCCACGGACCCGCAGCUCUACGCAUUCAUGCCGCGCAUCGUGGCCUCCUACAGCGCCAUCGUCCUCGAGGGCGUCGACGAGACAAGCUACCUCUCCCUGCUCUUCAGCCGCUCCUUUCCCUUCCAGGUCAAAGCCUCCCCGAGCGAGCAGCGCUUCGACGAGGCCCUCGUCGAGCUCUCGGCCCUCAUGGCGGCCAUCGCCAAGAUCCCGAACCCGCACCCGCCCCCGCUCAAGGAAGCCGAGCUGCAUACCUUCCUCACCCAGGCCCUCGAGGCCUACACAUCCAUCCUCAACUGUGAGCCGUACCCGGCCAGCUGGCUCAGCGUCCAUGUCUACCACCACCGCGCCACGGUCAAGAGCCUGGAGCACCUGCUCAGCGUCCUGGUGGACCGAUUCCUCCCGGCGCCGGAUGACGCCGACGCCUUCGACAUGAAGCUCUGGGAGUUGUUCUUCUCCACGCUGCUCAAGGUGGUGUCGAGCGAGGUCCUCGCCCUCGAGACGUUUCCGGAGCAGAAGCGCCGCGCCGUCUGGAAGAUCGCCGGCGAUGUGCGGGAGCAAGGCGCCGACCUGCUGCGCGCCAGCUGGGACGCCAUCGGCUGGGACACCACGGACGAGGAGCGCGACCGGUACGGCCUGCAGAAGCUCGGUGGCUACCAGGUGCAAUACGUUCCGGGCCUCGUCGCACCCGUGAUUGAGCUGUGCCUGAGCGUGCACGAGGGCUUGCGGCACGUUGCCGUCGAGGUGUUGCGCAGCAUGAUCCUCAGCGAAUGGGAUCUCAACCAGGACCUGUCCAUCGUCGAGACCGAGAUCAUCUCCAGUCUGGACGGCCUCUUCCAGGCCAAACACGUCAACGAGGGCGCGGCGCAGCAGCGGAUCUUCAUCCACGAGCUGCUGGAUCUCUUCGACGGCGUGGCCGAAUUUGACGAGGAUCUCGCCACGGCAGUCCGCACCCUGAUCGCCACGGUGGACGAGCUGCUAGAGCUCCUGGUCGCGUCGCAGAGCGGAUCCGUGACGCAGAGCCUGCAUACCCUCAAGCUCAUGGAGUACAUGAAGGACAUGGGCCGCGAGGAUAUCUUCAUCCGCUACGUGCACGAGCUCGCCCAGACCCAGGCGGCGGCGGGCAAUGCUACCGAGGCCGGCCUCGCGCUGCAGUUUCACGCCGACCUGUACAGCUGGGAUCCGCUGAAGCCCGUGGCCAGCCUGCCCAGCCCGGCGUACCCGGAGCAGACGUCCUUUGACCGCAAGGAGGCUCUGUACUUUGAGAUCAUCCAAUACCUGGAGGACGGGCGGGCAUGGGCUCUCGCCCUGGCCUGCUACCGCGAGCUGGCCGAGCAGUACGAGCAGACGAUCAUGGAUUUUUCCAAGCUGGCCCGCGCCCAGAGCUCCAUGGCCCGCAUCCACGAGUCCAUCGCCCGCGAGGACAAGCAGUUCCCCCGCUACUACCGCGUCGUCUACCGCGGCCUAGGUUUUUCGCCCACGCUGCGCGACAAGGAAUUCAUUGUCGAGGGUGCCCCCGCGGAGCGCAUGGCCUCGUUCGUCGACCGCAUGCAACGCGAACACCCGACCGCCCAGAUCCUCACCCCCGGCGAGACGCAGGAUCUCGAGGGCCAGUUCCUGCAGAUCAGCGCCGUGAGUGUCCACCGCGACCUUCACCACCCGGUGUACCAGCGCUCCCGCGUGCCCGCGUCGGUCCGUGACCACCUGCUCGUCUCGGCACCCGUCCGGUUCGCCGUCACGUCCAAGCGACACACGAGCGGCAUGGACGUGCAAAAGCACUGGGUCGAGAAGACCGUCUUCACCACCGCCGAGCCUUUCCCCAAUAUCUUGCGUCGCAGCGAGAUCAUCGCCGCUGACGAGCUUCGGCUGCCGCCGCUGCAGACCGCCAUCGAACGCACCUGGCGCAAGACGCAGGAGCUUGCCAUCCUCGAGAAGCGGGCCGCCUCAGGCGAGGACCCGAGCAUGUGCUCCUUGAUGGAUGCCCUGCAGCAGUUGUUGGACCUAACCUCCUCAUCGCCCAGCUGCGUGGCGCUCUACCGCCAGUUCUUGCCGAAGAAUCCCUUGGGCGGCGUACUCGAGGAGAUCCACGAAGCGGAAGAUGACGAUGCUGCCGACGAAGAAGAAGAAGAAGAAGAAGAAGAAGAAGAAGAAGAAGAAGAAGAAGAAGCAACCAAGCCCAUGGACCCGAUGGAGAACGCUCUGGCUGCCGCGCUCAUCGAUCACGCCCUAGAGAUUCGUCGGGCCCUGGCCCUGCUUCACCGGCCCGCCCAUCAGGCCACCCAGGCGGAGCUCCUGCGGCGCUUCGAGGAAGCCUUUGCCCCGGAGCUGUCCCGCAGCGGCAAUAAUACUAGAAGACACCCGUCUGAUGCUCGGCAACGGACGAUCAGCCCGGAACACCAGCAGCAGCAGCAGCAGCAACCCCGAGUCGACCUUAAGCAUUCACAAAAACAAUCUGUGGGCAGUCGCAUCAGCAUCAUCAACCCGUUUAAGCGGUCGAACCACACGCACGCGAGCUCGAUGAUGCCUAAUGGGGAUACGUCCGCCGCCGCCGCCGAUCGCGAUGACGAGACAGCGACGAUCCACAGCCGGACGACCAGCCGGUCGCGCGGCGGCCGUAGCGAUACGCACCAGAAACGCCGGAGUUGGUUCGGUGGCAGCGGCGACAAGACCCAUCAUAAAUAUGGCUCGUCAGUGUCUAUCACGGCCGGGGGGGAAGACCAUCAUCCUACUCGGCCCGUGGGGACGUCGUCGUCUCGAGAGGUAUCGAGCGACAGUCGUGGUCCGAGUGGCCCCGAACAUGGCAAACAACAACACCAACACGGACGCUGGUCGACAAUCCCGCCGCCGCAAGAGUACGGCCGGCCGGCGACGGCGCGCAGCACGGCGACGGCGUCGAUCAAGGGGCCCCUGACGACAAACAUCUCGACUGCACAGUCGAUGCCUGUGGCGUCGUCGAGCUCGAGCGGCGUGCGAGAUACCGUGCUCAAGCGACUCAGUCUGCUCAAGGGGGUGGGCCGGAAGGGAAGCCGGCAUGACUUUAACAAGACGGGGAAUAUCUCCGGCAUGACUCUUCGCGAGGAGUGA
Penicilliopsis zonata CBS 506.65 is the source of this 6612-nucleotide messenger RNA. RefSeq lists its product as hypothetical. Gene Ontology annotation, cellular component: plasma membrane; cytoplasm. Gene Ontology annotation, molecular function: guanyl-nucleotide exchange factor activity; small GTPase binding. NCBI's taxonomy places the organism in Eukaryota, Fungi, Ascomycota, Eurotiomycetes, Eurotiales, Aspergillaceae. Gene Ontology annotation, biological process: small GTPase-mediated signal transduction. Bases 1 to 6612 code for a protein of 2203 amino acids. The transcript is spliced from 5 exons. The record is from RefSeq and is a predicted model, not a curated record.